AAUCUGUCACUUCAUUUCAUUGUUGUAAUAUAGUUGAUGACGGGGAGCUGUAUGUAGAUAUUACAGUGUUUUGCCUUAGGACCGUAAUUAUUUUCAUUAUAACAAGGAGAUAAUUGCAGCGAUAAGUGCUACAGUCGGUGGAUUAUACCAAUAUUAAAUGUGCCUGUGAAAAUUUCAAGUGCUAGUGAGUAACUGGCGGGCGACGAUAUGGGGCAGUCUUCGAGCUCCGUGUUGAGUAAGAGCGGCCGGAGGAGCUCCUUCCGGCGGUUCAUGAGGCGGAGUAAACUGAACAAAUCCAGUUUAAGUCAUACGUUCAAUUUGCCGCCUUCGGAGGACUAUCCGGAGCUGAUGAACGUGAACACGGCCACGGAGGAGCAGCUGAUGACGUUGCCGGGGGUGAACAGGCAGUUGGCGCGCGAAAUAGUGCGGCAUCGGCAAAUGAUCGGACGAUUCAAGCGAGUUGAUGACCUCGCUCUUGUCUCAGGUAUAGGUGCUGAAAAGUUAGAGUUGCUAAGGCCAGAGAUAUGCACAAACAUAAGGAAGCAGGUGUCGCGGGCGAGCUCGCUAACGCAGUCCCUCGACAGCGUGAGGAUACAGUCGGAGACCAAGCUGUGCUCCGUCAACUCCUCCAGCGUGUUCCAACUGCAGUGUGUCCCAGGCCUUAACCAAGAAAUAGCUGCCAACAUUGUAGACUAUCGCAACAAAAAAGGCCCCUUCAAAUCACUCGACGAUCUAAUAAAAGUACGGGGAAUGGACAUUGUUAGGUUAAGUACAGUUAAGCAUCACUUAAGUUUGGAACCCAGGAAGUGUGAGAGUGUACAGCAUUUAACGAAUGGAUACGUCAACGGAUGGGCCGAUGUGGAGACGGCGCCGAUGCCAAAGAGACCGUCCAGUAUACCAAAGACCCCACACAGGAAGAGUCUGUCAAUGCCAACUAAUGCCAAGUUACCUAUGACGUUGCCAAAUGGUUUUGCUACUGUGCCAGUUAACGAUAUAUUGGACCUGCUGUCCGCGUACUCCCAUAGACCUAUAGUGGAGGAAGUGUUCAUGCAUGAGAGAGAUGGAGUGAGGUGUUGCCGUCUCGCUUCGUGGAACCUGCACCAACUGAGUGUGGAAAAAGUCACGAACCCUGGAGUUAGGGAGGUCAUCUGCAGGACUAUUUUGGAAAAUAAGUUAUCAUUAAUAGCCGUGCAAGAUGUAUUGGAGGAGGCUGCGCUAAAGAUAUUGUGUGAUGAGCUAAACUCGCCGGUCCUCAGGCGAGUCAGAGAGUGGAAGUACAACAGCCAACGAUGGGAGUACUGCUUAUCCGAACGAAAAGAAAGGUAAGAAUUCUUCAGCAUGUAUUUUUUC
Messenger RNA from Trichoplusia ni (cabbage looper), 1350 nucleotides. RefSeq names its product endonuclease/exonuclease/phosphatase family domain-containing protein 1-like. Gene Ontology annotation, cellular component: plasma membrane. NCBI's taxonomy places the organism in Eukaryota, Metazoa, Arthropoda, Insecta, Lepidoptera, Noctuidae. The transcript is spliced from 4 exons. The record is from RefSeq and is a predicted model, not a curated record. Bases 208 to 1326 code for a protein of 372 amino acids.